Cuscuta campestris is the source of this 532-nucleotide messenger RNA. The record is from the annotation of a GenBank genome assembly. Lineage: Eukaryota; Viridiplantae; Streptophyta; Magnoliopsida; Solanales; Convolvulaceae.
CGCUCCUUCUUUUUUCCAAAACCCUAUAUUCCUCCCCUUCUUCUCCAAGAUCUGUACAUCUCUCCCGCAUUUCAUGGAAUCACAUGACUUUCUUUACGAUUCUUGUAUUCCUGAGACGGAGUUUCAAGAUGGUGGAGGUGAGGAUUGUGAGGUGAUUGGCGAAACAUUCAUCUCUGACGCCAAGGAAGAGGACGAGGCCAUCGUCAUCCACAACGACGACGUGAUGCCGAUGUUGCCCAAAAUGGUAAUCGACCUUGAAGCUGAGGAAGAUUGUGUUAUUCUUAUUGGGAGCGAUGAGGAUGGCAGUUAUGAUGCAGAUACUAACAGUGAUGAUAUGGAGGGGUCUGAAACUAUUGAGAAUCAGAUUUCUCCAUGAAUGAACUCAAGCAUGCACCUCCAUAUCGAUAUGUUGAACAUAUUAAUUCCCAUCCCAGAUUCAAAAUUUUGGGCUUCAAAGUACAAGUAUAGAAGUUACUUUCCUUUCACUAUAAAUCUGUUUGAUUUUAUUGUGCAAUGAAUUAUGAACCUUUGA